AUGUCGGAGCGACAGGCGGAGACAAGCGAGGGGAGAGGAGCGAGGAGAGAAGAUGAGGAGGACCCCGGGCCUCGGCGGGUGACAGUGCCGGGUCCCCGCUCCACGCGGCCGGCGGCGCUCGGGGACCGGGUCUGCGGCGCGGGGGUCACGGCGGUGCCAGGGCUUUUUCUAGAGUGGGUGGGGAUGCUGAGUCACGGAUCUGUCACCGCUCCUCACCUCUCCCCAGCCCUCCGGUGGCUAAAGCAAAAGCGAAAGCGAAUGCGACUCGCGGGGCGGCCAGUGUCGGGAGCUGCGCCCGCCGCCUCCUCCGGGACCGUCGGGCAUCCGCAGGUCAGCGCCCUCCCCGCGCUGCUGCUGCUGCUGCUGCUCCGGCCGCCGGUGACUCCGGGCAUCACAUGCCCUACUCCCACGACUGUUGAACAUGCAGACAUCCGGGUCAAGAGUUACAACCUGAGCUCCAAGGAGCGGUACGUUUGUAACUCUGGUUUCAAGCGUAAAGCCGGGACGUCCAGCCUGACUGAGUGUGUGCUUAACACAACCACAAACCUUGCCCACUGGACAACUCCCAAUCUCAAGUGCAUCAGAGACCCCUCCCUGACUCACGAAAGGCCACCCUCCACACUAGCGCCGUCAGGGGUGACCUCAGAGCCACAGAGCCCCACCCCUUCUGGAAAAGAGCCAGCUUUCACUUCAAAGUCAGACACCACAGUGGCCACAAAGCCAGCUAUUAUACCAGGCUCCAGGCUGAUGCCAUCAAAACCUCCUUCUGCAGGAACCACAGGGGUAGUCAGUCAUGAGCCCUCCCAAGCCCCAUCUCAGACAACAGCCUUGGAACAUACUCCCUCCGUCGCCUCGCAAGAGACGCCAGGUGCAUAUCAAUACAAUUCCAGAGUUGUGACUGUGGCCGUCUCCAUACCUGUCACCCUGCUUUUUGGAGUAUGUGUCGUGCUUCUUCUGGUAUAUUACAAAGUAUUAAGAAGGCCACUUGCUCCCCUUUCAAAACCUGUGCAUUAUCUGCUUUACAGGCGUACUUCCCGGAGAGCCAAUGUUGAAAUGGAAAACAUGGAAGAUAUACCAAUGGCCGGGGGAACCAGCGGCAGAGAGGAGGACACAGAAAACUACCCACACGACCUAGGAAGCUCCGGGUGACAACUGAGGCCAGCAAAGGCUGGGGCGAAGGCACCAAGCCUGCUCUAGCCAGAGGACCUAGAAAGGACUCAAAGAGCUGGGCGCCAGGGAACAGACCACCAGGAUGAUUAAACGUCCUGGCAUCAUUUUAUCCACUGUGCCCAGCCUGGGCACCACCUGUAUGAGUCAGCUCUCCAGGCUCAGGAUGGAAGCUCGCUGCCUUCCCUGCCCUGCCUGCCACAGGUGCAGGGCCGAGUUCCCAAAGUCUCAG
This is a messenger RNA of Ceratotherium simum simum (southern white rhinoceros), 1399 nucleotides long. The record is from RefSeq and is a predicted model, not a curated record. NCBI's taxonomy places the organism in Eukaryota, Metazoa, Chordata, Mammalia, Perissodactyla, Rhinocerotidae.